Monodelphis domestica (gray short-tailed opossum) is the source of this 2205-nucleotide messenger RNA. NCBI's taxonomy places the organism in Eukaryota, Metazoa, Chordata, Mammalia, Didelphimorphia, Didelphidae. The record is from RefSeq and is a predicted model, not a curated record.
GGAAUUUCCGGAAACACCGACGGUGGCGCAUGCGCUUUGCUCUCCCGGCAGCAGCGGAGCUUGAACCCUCUGGGACACUGUAGAACGAAGUGGGAAGAUGGCUGCGCCCGUGCUGAGAGGCCUGGGUUCGGCUUGGCUGAGGAGUCUGAGGAGCCAGGGGGCGUGUGAUUUGGGGUUGCUCUCAUCAAAUAAUGUUUUGCCUCUGCCAUAUAUCCACACAAGUGCUUCCCUUGACAUAUCAAGGAAGUGGGAGAAGAAGAAUAAAAUAGUUUAUCCUCCACAGCUGCCAGGAGAGCCUCGGAGACCUGCAGAAAUUUAUCACUGUCGAAGACAAAUAAAAUACAGCAAAGACAAGAUGUGGUACUUAGCAAAACUGAUAAGAGGAAUGUCCAUUGACCAGGCUGUGGCCCAAAUGGAAUUCAGUGACAAGAAGGGGGCAAAAAUAAUCAAAGAGGUUCUCUUAGAAGCACAAGACAUGGCAGUGAGAGACCACAAUGUAGAGUUCAGAUCCAAUUUGUAUAUAGUUCUUCCUCUGGAUGUGGAUAGUGUUCUUUCUCAUAAGUCCCUCAGAAUUGUCCUGGAUCAUUGCAUUGCUGCUAGUAGAGAAGUCCAUUGCAUUGCUGCUAGUAGAGAAGUCCAUUACAUUCAAUUGUACCACAGUGUAUAUCAGUCUCUGUGUACGGUGUCCUCCUGGGUCUGUUCCUUUUACUCUGUAUCAUCAAUUCCAAUUGAAUUCUUCCAGUUCAUUAUUCUUUUGAGCACAAUAGUAUUCUAUCAUCAACAGAAACCACAAUUUGUUUCCCAAUCGAAAGGCAUCCCCUCAUUUUCCAAUUUUUUGCCACUACAAAGAGCCGUGACUAUAAAUAUUUUUGUAUAAGUCUUUUUCUUUGUGAUCUCUUUGGGGUAUUAACCCAGCAGUGGUAUGGCUCAAUCAAAGGGCAAAUUGUCUUUUAAAGCCCUUUGGACAUAAUUCCAAGAGGCAAUUUAUUUCUGAAAAAGAAAUUAUAUUUGAAUGUAUUAGUUUGGAAAGGGAACUAAGAGAAGGCCAGUAUUUUGGGUGACUGGAUUUCUUCAGAAAAUUGAACUAAACAAAUGUAAUUGUAUACUAUUUAAAAGACUCGUGCAUUUUACAGCUCUGAACAGGAUGUAGCAUGUGAGAGGCAUUGUGUAGUGGAACAUAGUAGGUACAUAACAAAUGUUUAUUGAAAGAGUACCAUACCAGCCAUGAGUCAGGAGAUUGGGAAAUAAUAGUUUCAGGCCUUGGUAAAUCAUUAUGGGACUCAAUUUUCCCAUCCAUUAAUAUUAAGUGACUUGAUUCAAUUAGAUAUCUUUUAAGAUAUUUCUUUUAGCUCUAACAUGUUCUUUUCUAUUUUAGGGAACUAUGUAAUUUAUAUGUGCAUAUAUUUGAGUAUUCAUUCAUAGUAGCAUUCAUGAACAUAUCCUGCAGUGAAUGACCAAUCAGCAUAUAGUUUUUUCAGAUCUGGUAGUUUUUCAGUCAACAAGAAUUUGUUAAGUGUUUACUAAGUGCCGGGCACUGUGUUAAAUGUUGAGCUUACAAACACAGUAAAAGAAAUCUGUGUGUUGAUAAACUGAUUGGGCACAGGUCAUUAAAAAAAAAAAACAAAAAACCCAACACACUUCCCUUCCAUCUUAGAACCAAUAAUACUGUGGAUUCCAAGGCAGAAGAGUGGUAAGGGUUAGGCCAAAGGGGUUAAGUGAUUUCCCCAGUGUCACAUAGCUAGGAAGUGUCCGAGGCCAUAUUUAAACCCAGGAUCUUUUAUCUCUAGGCCUGGCUUUCAAUCCACUGAGCUGUCUAGCUCUGCCCCAUUCACAGGUCAUGUUUUGGAAAAGGAUAUGUGGAGUAAAGGAACAGGAAAGGGUGGCUUGACAGGGGAUGUUUGAAUAACUUAUUGUUCUAAGUGCAUACAUCCUUAAUACCAAAAAAUUAAAAUCUUCAUGGCAUGUUAGUAUUUGGUUUGUGUUGUUACUUAGAUUAAGAGUGAAGGUUCACAUGAUCUGGAGGAGAGUAACCCAUCAUGGGGCAGAUUAUCAAACCUUGCCAUGGGCCCACAGAUAUCUUGUCUCAGUUCUGAUGUCUUGUAAACAUUCAUUUUCUAGUCACACUGAGAUAAGGACACUGAAUCCUAUGCUGCUGCUGAAUAGAAAACAGUAGCAUCUUCUAAAGUUGACUCUUUUUCUUCCCCU